Neurospora tetrasperma FGSC 2508 is the source of this 213-nucleotide messenger RNA. RefSeq lists its product as uncharacterized. The transcript has a single exon. The annotation marks the transcript as partial. The record is from RefSeq and is a predicted model, not a curated record. Lineage: Eukaryota; Fungi; Ascomycota; Sordariomycetes; Sordariales; Sordariaceae.
AUUAAGAUUAAAAAGGAACCUAAUAGUAAGGAAUUCCCCUUACUUUUUAGACUAUUGUAUAAUAUAAUCUGCAAGGAGCAUUUAAUUUUAAAGAAAAUAUUAAAACACUUAUUAAAUAAAGAGUUUAUUAAAGUAAACAAUUUAGAAGUAAGUACGCUAAUACUAUUUAUAAAAAAACUAGGGGGUAGCCUCUACUUUUACUAUAAUUACUAG